UUAGUCUAAAAAAUCUGUUCCUAAAUUGUGAUCGACAUACGCUAUCAUACAUAUAUGUAGUUUCAAAACGUACAGUACUUUCUCGCCAACUACCCGCGUGGAGUCACCUCAAUUACUAUGCGACUGAAAUGAGAUGUAUUUGUUAACUGUCACAUUGGCGCUAGUAUCAACGCAAAUAUUUCGGAAAAGAAAGAGAGAUCCGACUAUUUCUAUCGAUAACUACGGACAAUAGAAACAAAUUCAGUUAAACCGUAACAAAUGUCAUUCACUUCAUAAGUUCACAAAAAGCUGUAUUGCGUGUACUUAUUUGAGAAUUUCGUUGAAUUUUCCAUCAGAAUCUCAUGGUAACUUAUUUGAGAAAUAAAAAUAUGAGUGCUUAAAAAUGACUGAAAACAAUCGAAAAAGGUGCAGAAAAUCUAAACUAGUGCCGAGGGAAUGUGUUGACUAUGUCGAAGAUGAAUCGGUUUUGCAGCAGCCAGCCCAAAAGAAACUCCUUCUAGAAAAAAUCAAGAAAGAACCAGAAGACUACAUCCCGCAUGAACACAACCCAUCUACGCAUAAAUUCUCAGUGGAAGUGGAAAUCGAGGGCAUGGACACCGCAGCCCCGGAUGAGGACGCCCCCGACUACAUGAAGUAUCUCUUCAGUCUGUCCAAAGAAUCGGAAGACACUGCGGAGAACACACAAAACUUAGAUUUUGCUGAUAAUAGUUUACUUCUGGAACAGAAACUUACCGUUCCAGUGACCGAGGAAGAGAAAACUUGCGUUGUAGAUGUGAAGAAAUUGCAGAAAAUGCUAGUUAUACUGCAUAGGAAGUACCCAAAGGAGCUAGAAGUUGUGAUGCAUUGUAGGAAUCAAUGGGGGCGGGCGUUCCAUGAGAAAUCUCCUAUGGAAUUCAAGAAAGCUCCUAAAGAGAUCCUCUUACAAGACGUACUUUGUAGAUGGAAGCAGUGGACAGUAGUUACUAGAGCUAGAGAGAGUCCUUACUGCUAUAAAUGCUAUAUUUGCGACAACGGUUGGUGGACAUACACAGACUUUGUUACACAUUUAUCUCAGCAUACAACGUAUAAACUGCAAAUUCAAACUAGAAACUUGGAGUGUGAUAUAGUUGCGUACGAAGGCGACACACCGGGCGUUAAAGACGUUGAAAUACAUGGAAAAUGCACUAAAUGUGCUAAAACUUAUAACCACCAUUUGACUAAUAAGAGAGCUACGGAUGUAUAUUACUACUGCAACUAUUGCGAUGAGAGAUUUCAAACGUGUAGAACUUUAACUAAACAUGAAGGCGGAUGCCCUCGGAAUCCCAUAAGAGUCCUAGCGAUCUCUAGAGCGGGAAAAGAAUACUCAUUCUCCGAUUUCUCCUGCGAAGUAUGUAAAACUCUUUUCUUAAGUAACCCUGAUUUGGAAGAGCAUAUGAUCAUAUGCCACAAAGUGCGAUCAGACGAACCUAUAGUCACCGUGUUCAAGACAUGCAAAGAUUGCGAGCAAAACUAUUCUAACUUCUACUUCCAUGUGUGUUUGAAGAAGAACUUUGUCACGGAAUGCAAGCAUUGCUUUAGAAAAUUUCAGAAUAAACAAAUGCUAGAGCAUCAUUAUAAGAUGUGGGACAAAAUAGUGCAGUGUAGACUUUGCGAUAAGUAUUUGGUGAAAAGUUGUAUGGCAGCGGAGCACUAUGCGUUGCAUAGUGAACAGUUCCUGUUGGUGCAUCGGUGUCUGGUGUGCAAGAAGAUCAAGGUGUUUGCGAGCGAUGAAGCGAUGAGGAACCAUGUCACCAAGUAUCAUAAGAGGUUUGAUGCGAGAAGGCCGAAAACAGACAAGAUAAUUAUUCCAACAAUAAUGCUGCAGCAGUGUAUGGUCGAUAAAAGUAAGUUAUUAGCGAGAGGGGAGGCACUCCGCUACCAUGGAGUGCCUCAUUAUCUGAGGCGCGUCAUACAGCAAUACCUGACGGGGCGGGUAGUGCUCUAUGAGCAGAGAGGUGUCCGGGGCGCGAGGGCCAUGGUGUGUGGGGUCCCACAGGGGUCUGUCCUGGGUCCCCUCCUGUGGAACCUCGGUUACGACUGGGUGAUCCGGGGGUCGCAGCUUCCACGCAUGGUCACCGUAUGUUAUGCGGACGACACACUGGUGGCCGUACGGGGAAAGCAGCUGGAAGAGGUGCUCAGAAGGGCAGCGGUAGCGACCGAGCUCACGGUGCACCGCAUAGGACUCCUGGGGCUUAGGGUCGCACUGCCGAAGACCGAGGCCAUGGUCCUCGGGCGAAUGAGGGCGUGGGGGCAGCUGCCGGCGGGCACUGCAGUGAGGGUGGGGGGCGAAGCUGUCCAGGUCAAGGCCCACAUUAAGUACUUGGGCCUUGUCCUGGACAGAAGAUGGUCCUUCGAGGAGCACUUUGCGAGACUGGCUCCUCGUCUCGUUGGUGCUGCCUCGGCUCUGGGCCGCCUACUGCCUAAUCUGGGGGGGCCGAAUGCCCCAUGUAGGCGGCUAUAUGCGGGGAUCGUCCGGAGCAUGGCGCUCUACGGAGCGCCAAUUUGGGCUGGACGACUGACGGGACGCGCGAGGGCAUUGCUCCGUCGGCCACAGAGGGUGCUGGCCCAGAGGAUGGUGAGGGCCUACCGCACCACCUCUCACGCAGCAGCAUGCCUCCUUGCCGGCACCCCGCCUUGGGAGCUGGACGCAGGGGUGCUGGCGGACAGGUACCGGCUGAGGGCGGAAGCCAGGAGGCGUGGGGAGCUCCCAGACGCGGAGGAGGCCGAGAGGGUGAUGCGGGGAGCCGCGGAGCGCCUGCGAGAGAGAUGGAGGGAGGCCUUGGAGGAUAGCCACUAUGGAACCCGAACCAUAGGGGCUAUUCUCCCGAUAAUGGACGAGUGGGUGGAUCGGGGCAAGGGGGCCCUGACAUAUAGGGUGACGCAGGUGGUGUCCGGACACGGCUGUUUUGGACACUACCUGCACAAAAUACAGAGGGAGCCGGGGCCUCAGUGCCACGAAUGUGGCGCAGCGGAUGACACGGCUCAGCACACUCUGGAGGAGUGUAAUCGCUGGGCCGUGGAAAGAGCUUUCCUCAGGGCAGCGACGGGGGUGGCGGACCUCUCGCUACACAGCAUAAUAGCGGCGAUGCUGGGUAGCGAGAGGAAAUGGGAAGCGGUGGCCUCCUUCUGCGAAGAGGUUAUGUCGCAGAAGGAGGAGGCGGAAAGGGAGCGAGAAGCGGCUGCUGACGCGCUUCCUCUUCGACAUACUCCGAAGCCCGUACUAAAAUCGACCACCGCUAAAUCAACUAGUAAAGAGGGCUUCAAACUCACACGAGGCGAGACAGUAUCACAUGUUCGUGUCUACGUGCCAGUACAUAAAAACAAGCCUCAUAAAACCGACGAUGAUGAAUCUCAAUUGACAAAUACAACUAUAGCUCACGACGAUACAAUCACUAUGAGACCAGACGCCGAGCCUACAGAUAUCACUCCUGUACGGAUAAAACAAGAAAAAGAUGAAACUGUAAACAUACCACCACUGGUACCUAUAAAUAUAACAGUGCCGUUACCUGAAAAACUAACAGGAAUCAGCGAAAAGGCAAUUAAAGUAGAAAAAAUGGAUAUUGAAGAGGAAAAGAUAACAGAAGUCGCACCAGGCGCUCAAAAUCCAGUUAGUAAGGAAAAAGAUUUUAACAAAGAUAAAGAAGUUAACAAAGAAAAAGACGAUCGUAAAGACAUGAAUAACAUAAUGGCAGAAUUGACAGAAUUUCUCGAUAUCAAACCUGAUAUUGUCAAAGAGGAAAAACUGUCAGAUGACGAAGCGGCGCAGGCUACGAAGGAACUCACGAAUUUACUACAAAUGUCAAACACGGAUACUGACAUAUCCAAAGUUUUUAAAGCUUCAAGCGCUUUUGCAGAAGAAAUAACAGACAACUCGGAACAUUCUACAGUAUUCCAGAUAUCUAAAACAGUGCUAGAGUCGGUGAAACAAGAAAAAGACGUAGCCCAUGAAGGUGAGGAUCCAAUAGCGGUGAGCCCUAAUACUUCAAGUCAGAGUGUCAGUGAAACUUCAGAUUUGAGCUCGUUAAAUUUAGAACCAGAAGUCAUACUGAAAGCCGGUUAUAGAAAGAGGAAAAUCUACAAAUGUAAUAAGUGCGAUUUCUCAGGAUUCCACAGAGAAUAUAAGGAGCAUACUAAUAAUCAUUGCAGCAAGCCUAUCGCUCAAGAAUUCAUUUCUGAUGUCUACUAUAAUUGCACGAAAUGUGACAGAGGAUUCGCUACUUUAAAAAAGUACGCUUUACAUUUUGAAAAGCAUGGCUACCGGUACAUGUCGUGCCCGCAAUGCGGUCAAAAUUUCGAAAGUCUAACUAAACUGAUGCCACAUUUGAACGGCCAUUUGAAAGCGCAGUUCUUUAAGCUGCAACUUAUAAAAAGCUGCGAAGACAUUGAUAACUGUAAAGUGUAUGAGUGUAAGAAUUGUAAGGAGACGGUCGAUCAGGAGAAAUGGUUCGAGCAUUGGGAGCGGCACCUAAAGCUGCUUGAGCCAGCGGGGAAGGCUCCGCAGGAAAAUAUAAAGGUUGGAGAGAACGGUGAACGGUCUCUUAAUGCAAGCUCGCUGAAGGAAGUCUUAGAGACCCUCACCAAACAGUACACCAACGAGAACCGGCGCGCGAAAGCCUGCAUCGUGUGUUCCCGUGUCUUCGAGCGCAAGAACGACACAAAGCGCCAUCUAGUCGAGCAUCUUCUAGAAGACGCUUACGCCAACAUACUCACCAACCAGAUGCUCAAAUGCCAAAUAUGCGGGGACCUACACAAGAAACCAGAUAAUUACAAGAAACAUAUGAGAGAUCACGCGAACUUACCUAUAUACAAAUGUGGGUUAUGUAAUAAAACGUUCAGUGAUUCUAGUAAUUUCACUAAACAUAAGAAGAUACAUAAUUUGAAGGCGUACAUAUGUGAUAUUUGCAGUAAGAAGUUCCAAGCGAAAGCGUCUUUGGAGAAACAUAUACAGAUGCACAUGGAAACAGACCCUAUAACGUGCGACCAGUGCCAGCGCGUGUUCUACGACCGCUCCUUCUACAAGCGCCACUACCGGCAGCACCACGACAAGAUACUCACCAAGUUCAGAUGCAUGCUCUGCCGCGAGAAGUUUGCGUCGCUCCGCGAGAAAUGGGACCAUCUGUGGUACAUACACAAACAGCGGAAAGAGAAGGCCGACUGCCCUAUAUGCGGCGUCUCGUACAGGAAGUUCAACGAUGUGAAAAAACACGCUUUGCAGAUACACGGCAAGUCCAUCACACUCUCGAGUCUGUGGAGUUUGCUCAGCAAGAUCAAGGGUACAGAGGACUUGCAGCGGAUGCAGGAUAAAGGGGAGGGGAGUAAGAGUGGGGUGAAAGAGGAAGUGGCCAGCAGCGAUGAUGAUUGUUUGUUGAUAGAGGAAGAACACGAGACUCUGGUUGUCUAUGACUAA
Messenger RNA from Cydia amplana, 5425 nucleotides. RefSeq lists its product as uncharacterized. The record is from RefSeq and is a predicted model, not a curated record. The transcript is spliced from 11 exons. NCBI's taxonomy places the organism in Eukaryota, Metazoa, Arthropoda, Insecta, Lepidoptera, Tortricidae. The coding region runs from base 383 to 5425 and encodes 1680 amino acids. Gene Ontology annotation, cellular component: nucleus. Gene Ontology annotation, molecular function: DNA-binding transcription factor activity, RNA polymerase II-specific; RNA polymerase II transcription regulatory region sequence-specific DNA binding. Gene Ontology annotation, biological process: regulation of transcription by RNA polymerase II.